UGACAUGAGUCAAGUAAGAGGCGAUGAGGUCGAACAAAAUCACUAACGUCUCAAAAAUACCACGUGAGAACGGCGGAGAGGUUCAAGUGUGAAGAUCUGGGAAGUGAAACAUGCCUGGGCUUCCACGCCUCUUUGCCCUGCAGGAAGUCAGAGAUGUCAGCGGUCAUGGUCGUGCACGGCGGGGCGUGGGCCAUUCCAGACCACCUGGCCGAGGCCUCUGUGGAUGGAGUCAAGGCUGCAGCAUGUGAAGGGUUUACUCUGCUGAAAGGUGGAGGAAGUGCAGUGGAGGCUGUGGAGGCAGCUGUGAGGGCGCUGGAAGACAACACUGCGUUCGAUGCAGGACACGGAGCCGUGCUAAACACUGAUGGAGAAGUGGAGCUGGAUGCCAUCAUCAUGGAUGGAAAGACACUGGCCUGUGGUGCUGUGUCUUGUGUGAAAAACAUUGCCAACCCGGUGUCCCUGGCACGAGCGGUGAUGGAGAAGACCGCCCACGUCAUGUUGACAGGCAGAGGAGCGAACAUGUUUGCAGAGAGCAUCGGCGUGGCCACAGUCCCCACCGAGACUCUGGUGACGGAGAACGAGAGGAGGGAGUGGGAGAAACAGAAGAAUUAUGCCACUGGAGUGAUGGAGGAAUUUAACUCUCAGUGGGCCCAUGACACAGUGGGAGCCGUUGCUGUGGACGGUGCUGGUAAUGUCGCAUGUGCAACAUCAACUGGAGGGAUCAGGAAUAAAAUGGUUGGCAGAGUAGGAGACUCUCCAAUUAUUGGCUCUGGAGGAUACGCAGACAACUGCAGUGGUGCAGUGUCUUGUACCGGUCAUGGAGAGUCCAUUCUUAAAGUCACAUUGGCCAGACUCAUUCUUUCACAUAUAGAACAAGGUAAAUCAGUGGCAGACGCCUCACAGUUGUCUCUGAGGUACAUGGGCGAGCGGGUUCGAGGUGCAGGGGGUGCGAUUGCAGUUUCUCCAUCAGGGCAGUGGGCAGCCACGUUCACCACAGAGCGAAUGGCUUGGGCGGCAGUGGAAGAGGAUGUUCUGUGGUUUGGAUUAGACCCAGAUCAAAGAUUAAAAGAGCAUUUGUCCAAAUAACAAUGUUAGGUUCUUUGUCCUCAUUAGUUGUAUUGAGGAAAAACAAAAGAGAACAGUAUUUUAAUUAUGUGUUUUACUAAUCUGCCAUGCUGAACCGUUCUCUACGGUUGUCUGUAGCCAUAAGUAAUACACAGUAUUUUCUUGUCAGAUCUUCAUACUCUACAUACAGUGUUGUGCAUGAACGGACGCAAAAGAGCGCGUUUAUUGAACACGUUCACUUUUAUGAGAACGAUGAACUGAACGCAGCUCAAUGACAAAUAAUGAAUUUGAACGGUGAACACGUUUAUAAUGUAGCGUCCUUAGACGACAGGAAACUUCUCUCUUUAUGUGUAACUUUAUUAAAGUCCAGCGAACACGACACACUUCUUGUUCGUAACUUCAACACUCCUACCCAAUAACUCUUGGAGUGUAAACAGAUGCACACACCGGCAGACAAAUUUGUAAGCUAUAAAAAAAACAAUAAAAAUAUCAAAUAAAAAAAUAUCAAAAGAGUCCUGCACAACAAUAACAUUAAGCAGUCGCUGGCAGUGAAAUGCUUGAGUCACAGGCUCUCUUCUAGCAAUGCUCAAGUAAUUACAACCCAAAAUAUAAUAGAAAUAGUAUAAAAUAGAAUAUCAACAUUUAAAAUAGAAAAUAAAGUAUAUAUAUAUAUAAAUAUAUAUAAAAACAGCUGACACUUAGACAGUGGGGAACCGAUCCAGGUGUUGUCCAUCCAGUUAUGUUUUUUUGUUGUUACUCCUUGGAGUCGGACCAAUGACCACCGUUGGAUUCUCUGCCCAUUGUCCAACUUUCUGCCACUAGUCCACCGCCUCUCCAGAUCUGAAGAAGUGUUUUAAUUUUGAAACGCUAUUAAAAGGUGCAUUUUAUUGAUUGUGAGUUGAUACAAGUCCUGAAUGUCUGUGAAAUAUGUCAGAGUUUUGUUUCACCUCUUGACACCUAUCGGCAUUAUUGUGCGAGGGGUGAGUGGACAGGUCCAUCCCGGGAUGGGACCUCACUCACCUGCUCUUUAUGCAAAUAAACACCUACAUUAUUUAGGAUUUAAAAAGGAACAA
Platichthys flesus (European flounder) is the source of this 2138-nucleotide messenger RNA. RefSeq names its product isoaspartyl peptidase/L-asparaginase. Gene Ontology annotation, molecular function: asparaginase activity. The coding region runs from base 154 to 1086 and encodes 310 amino acids. The record is from RefSeq and is a predicted model, not a curated record. The transcript is spliced from 7 exons. Lineage: Eukaryota; Metazoa; Chordata; Actinopteri; Pleuronectiformes; Pleuronectidae.